AUGUAUUUAAGCCCCUCUCCAGCGUACAUUAAUCUCAGGAUCAAAGCCGCUUUUCCAUCGCACAACCAGCACGACCAUACAGGCUUAUCUGGUCGCACUUACACUAUUGAACAGGUUUUGCAGGAGGAAGUUUCUCCACCGCGUCACGUCUAUCGUGCCUCGGCGGAUGGUCACGAGUUUACAUUAAAGUACAUCCAUCCUGUCAACUUUAAAGAUCUUCAAGACAUCAAUAAUUGCCUGCGUGGCAAUGCAAGCCACGUCCGUCUUGCUGUGGAUACUAUCCCUGACAAGUCUAUGUUUAAGGACUUGCCCCUUAUGGUGAUCAAGAACAUCCUCAAGAAUGCCCUUACUGGGCUUGCCGAGCUUCAUGAUCGGGAUAUCGUGCAUACUGAUAUAAAAGCAGACAAUAUUUUCAUCAAUUGGCAGAAUCACAAUGAUGGGAUUAUUAUUGACCAAGUUCAACUUGGAGAUCUGGAAGAUGCAGCUCAGAUUCCUCCAGGGUGCGACAUGGUCGGGAAACAGGCAGGUAACUGGAUGUGGAGGAAGGACCUGUCUGUUAACAAACCUUCUGAUAUUUUCUCGUUUGCUCUUGUUUGCAUCUGCGCUGUCCAUAAGCGCAUUAUUUUCGCAGUUCGAGCAGAAGAGUUGGAAGAGGGUGUUGAUCCCCUUGCUGUCGUGAUUGAACGGCAGAUCUCUUGCUUUGCAGAUGAACACGGGCUCAAUGGGUUCUUGAAACAUCUUGGUGACAAUCCCUGGGUUCGCGUUUUCGAAGUGACUCGGGACGGAUUCAACCAGGAGACCCCGCGUGAACCAUUUGCCUUCUGGAAUGGUAUUGACGAUGACUUUAAAAGCCUUGUAUGUGCCAUGACACGUUUUGAUCCUGGGGAGAGGAUCACGGCGCGCCAGGCGUUGGAGCAUAGAUGGUUUGAGGGCGUUUGA
Molecule: messenger RNA, 939 nt
Organism: Aspergillus ochraceoroseus IBT 24754
Lineage: Eukaryota; Fungi; Ascomycota; Eurotiomycetes; Eurotiales; Aspergillaceae
Exons: 7
Coding region: 1-939 (312 amino acids)
Biological process (GO): protein phosphorylation
Cellular component (GO): cytoplasm
Molecular function (GO): protein serine/threonine kinase activity; ATP binding
Source: RefSeq, a predicted model, not a curated record